AUGUCCAAAGGUGAAAAGAAGACGGUACAAGCCGUGUACGCCAAAUCGGCCCUCGAGGAGAUGGCUCCUGAGGUCACUCCGGCCCCCGGAUACAAGAACCUGUCUGAGGAACGCGCUCUGACACCCAAGGAUCGAGUGCUCAUCUUCGUGGUCUCUUUCCUUGCCGGUUACACCAGAUUCCGAAACAUCUGGCAGCCCUCCAGUGUGGUCUUCGACGAAGUCCACUUUGGUGGUUUUGCCCGAAAAUACGUCAUUGGACGGUUCUUCAUGGAUGUCCACCCUCCUCUUGCUAAGAUGCUCUUCGCUGCUGUCGGCUGGCUGGCUGGCUAUGACGGCGAGUUUGAAUUCUCCUCCAUUGGUGUUGACUACCUGUCCUCCAACGUUCCCUAUGUUGCCAUGCGAUCCUACCCUGCUGUUCUCGGUGUCGCAACCGUGGCCCUCGCAUACCUGACCCUCAAGGCUUCCGGCUGCAGAACCGCCACUUGCUUCUUUGGUGCUGCUCUGCUUGCCAUUGAGAACUCUCUUGUCACUGAAUCGCGGUACAUUCUGCUUGAUUCGCCCCUUAUCUUCUUCCUGGCUCUCACCGUGUACUUCUUCAAGAAGUUUGAGCUCGAGACCCCCUUCACCGGCGCCUGGUACCGAUACUUGUUCCUGUCUGGACUGGCUCUCGGUGCUACCACCUCUGUUAAGUGGUACGGUCUUUUCACCAUCGCCUGGAUGGGUCUCAUGACUCUGUGGCACCUGUGGUGGACCCUUGGUGAUCUCAGUGUCACCCCCUGCUCCUUUACUCGACACUUCGGCUGGAGAGCUGCCUUCCUCAUUGGUGUCCCCAUUUCCUUCUACGUUGCAAUGUUUGCCGUGCACUUCCUGUGCCUUGUCAACACUGGUGAUGGAGCUUCUUUCAUGUCCCCCGAGUUCCAAAACACCCUGCAGCACUCCACUCUUAUUGGAAACCAGCCCGCUGAUGUUCUUCUCGGAUCUAAGAUCACCUUGCGACACCUCAACACGCAGGGCGGUUACCUGCACUCUCACGAGUCCCUCUACGAGACUGGCUCCAAGCAGCAGCAGGUCACUCUCUACCCUCACUCUGACCAGAACAACGAUUUCCUAGUUGAAAACUACACUGUGACUGAGGGUGACUUCCAGGGUGACCAGAUCUUCCUUAAGGACGGUGAUGUCAUUCGACUCAAGCACAUUGCUACUGGCCGACGAAUCCACUCUCACGAUUUCCGACCCCCCGUGUCUGAGGCUGACUACCAGAACGAGGUUUCCGCCUACGGUUACCCCGGUUUCGAUGGUGAUGCCAAUGAUAACUUCCGAGUCGAGAUUGUCAAGUCCAAGUCCCAGAAGGGUGUCUCUCGGGACCGUGUUCGAACCAUCGACACCAAGUUCAGACUUAUCCACACCAUCACUGGUUGUGCUUUGUUCUCUCACUCUGUCAAGCUCCCCAAGUGGGCCUUUGAGCAGCAGGAGGUAACUUGCGCCAAGUCUGGAACUCUUCCCAACUCCAUCUGGUACAUUGAGUCUAACUCCCACCCCACUCUCGUGGAUUCCACUGACCGAGCCUCUUACCGAACCCCCUCUUUCCUGUCCAAGUUCCUCGAGCUGAACAAGGUCAUGUGGACUGUCAACAAGGGACUUACUGAUCCCCAUACCUGGGAGUCUCGACCUGAGUCCUGGCCCUUCCUCCAACGAGGUAUCAACUUCUGGGUUAAGGAUAACCGACAGGUCUACCUUCUCGGUAACGCUCCCAUCUGGUGGUUGACUACCCUCUCUAUUGGUAUCUUCCUCUUGUGGAAGGCCAUCAAUCUGCUGCGAUUCCAGCGCGGAUACAACGACUUUGCAGGCCGACCUGAUCUGCGAGCUUACGACGUCCAGUUCACCUCCUUCCUUCUUGGAUGGGCUCUGCACUACUUCCCCUCUUACCUCAUGGCUCGACAGCUCUUCCUGCACCACUACCUGUGCUCUCUCUACUUUGUUUUCCUUGGUUUUGUCUGCUCUUGGGAGUACUUCACCCUCCGAAUUGUGCGAAACAAGAUUAUUGGAGGUGCUCUCAGUGUUGGUGUCUUUGCUGCCGCCCUCUCUUUCUACGUCUACUACUCUCCCAUCAUUUACGGAGACCCAUGGACCAAGUCUCUGUGUGAGAAGGGCAAGUGGCUUCCUGGCUGGGAUUUCGACUGUAACUCUUUCCACGAGUCCCUUGACCUUUACAACGAGGCUUCCAUUCUGCCCGUUGAUGAGAAGGUUGUUGACUCUGUCCUCGACCACUCUAUCGCCGAGGCCGUUGAGGAUGCCGCUGAGGCUGUGAAGGCCUCUGAGGCUCACAUUUCUCCUCAUGCCGCUCCCCCUAACCAGAAGGUGGUUUACAAGGAUGAGGAGGGCAAUGUUCUUGACCCCGAGGAGGUCGCCAAGAUGGCUGAGCAGGGCAAGGUGGAGUUCCGAAAGGGCGAGUAA
Messenger RNA from Yarrowia lipolytica CLIB122, 2454 nucleotides. RefSeq lists its product as uncharacterized. The record is from RefSeq and is a predicted model, not a curated record. Gene Ontology annotation, biological process: protein O-linked glycosylation via mannose. Gene Ontology annotation, cellular component: membrane; endoplasmic reticulum. Gene Ontology annotation, molecular function: dolichyl-phosphate-mannose-protein mannosyltransferase activity. NCBI's taxonomy places the organism in Eukaryota, Fungi, Ascomycota, Dipodascomycetes, Dipodascales.